Molecule: messenger RNA, 1317 nt
Organism: Cooperia oncophora
Lineage: Eukaryota; Metazoa; Nematoda; Chromadorea; Rhabditida; Trichostrongylidae
Source: the annotation of a GenBank genome assembly
AUGUCGGCUGAAUCAGGCUGCUCACAAAAAUGCGUGAAUCACCCGGGAAGUUACGAAUGCACUUGUGAUCCCGGAUUCUACCGCCUUGCACACAACAACAAGACUUGUAUUCGUAAUGACAAAGAUCCGAUGUGGCUGUUCUUCGCACAUGGGCAAUCCAUCUGGAAUAUUUCACUCGGUGGAGGUUCAUUCGAGUUGCAAAAGGCUGGUCUACAAAAAACCGCAGUGCUUGAUGUUGAUAUAAUGGAACGCCGCAUUUUCUAUGCGGAUGUUGGGUCGAAUUCGAUUGAGAGGCUCGACUUGGACGGCACCUUCCCUCAGACGGUCCAGAAGUACGACGUGGACGGUCUUGAAGGAAUUGCAGUCGAUUGGAUCGGACGCAAUCUUUACAGUCUGAGGAAGGCAGAUAUCAUUGUGCAGACACUCACUGGCCGAUAUCGACGAGCUUUGUACAAAGGAGUGAUGCGACUUCCAAGAGCAAUCGCUGUUCACCCAGCAAAAGGAAUAAUGUUCGUGACGGACUGGUCAUCGACAGCAUUCAUAGCUGCUGCCACAAUGGACGGCUCCUCAUUCAAGAAGAUCAUCACCGAACGGAUAACUUGGCCGAAUGCUGUAACCGUCGAUAUUUAUGCUGAUAAAAUAUAUUGGGCUGACGCCUACAAUGACGUUAUAGAGGUAGCCGCUCUGGACGGGUCUGGUCGCCGUACCAUCAUAUCCGACUCUGGUACCGUACCUCAUGUCUUCGCCCUUUCUAUAGCCGAUGAUCUACUUUACUGGAGUGACUGGACAUACAGGGGUCUACUACGAGCAGACAAGCUAACCGGAGACAAUGUUACGGUCGUAGCUCAAACGGCUUUGCUACCUUACGGACUGAAGAUCUUCCAUCCUUCUGUGCAGCCACACUUCCCGUCUCAAUGCGACACGCUCGGAUGUAGCCAGCUUUGCCUGCUUGGACCAAAUCGGACGGCGAAGUGUGGAUGUGGAGAAGGCUACGAACUGCACAAAAACGGAAAGAAUUGUACCAGCAACUGUGAUUCUAAUCACAUUGAGUGCGGCGGAACAGAGGCCAAAUGCGUAUCAAUGCUGUAUCUCUGUGACGGUAUCUCCCAUUGCCAGAGCCAUGCCGACGAAACUAACUGCCCGCCUCGCAUAUGUCUUCCGGGACAAUUCCAAUGUCACGACAAUAAGAAGUGUGUAGCUCCGGGAGGUCUGUGCGAUGGAGUAGAGGACUGCUGGGAUGCGUCCGACGAGAAGUACUGCACAGGCUCAUUCCGAGCUAACAGCCCCAACUCUAAAGUGAAUGAAAUGGCUGCCUAA